AAUACCCAUACUGCCUCGCUUACACAGGGGAGAGGUGAGCGACCCGACUAGGAGAGGAGUCUGGAACUAUAGAACGGCCCGUGCAAGCGUGGUCUGCUGCUUUUGAUAUGUCGGAUCCGGCUGUGCAAACCUUGCAACCGCGGCUGCUCCAAGCCCAAACUAGUGGAUCGGCCACUGCAACCGUGGGGUCUGCAUCAGGAAAUACUAGUGACCCUGUCAGACCCGGCCUCAGCCAACAACAACGUGCGAGUCAGAAGAAAGCUCAAGUCCGUGCUUUCCCACGGGCGAAAAAGCUUGAAAAACUCGGCGUUUUCUCCGCUUGCAAGGCUAGUGACACAUGUAAGUGCAAUGGGUGGAAGAAUCCACAUCCACCAUCAGCCACUCGCAUGGACCUGCAGCAACAAGCGGCGAGCCUGAGCGAGUCCUGUCGCAGUUGUGGACAUGAUCUGGCGGACCAUGUGUCCCACCUGGAGAACGUUUCUGAGGAAGAGAUCAACAGACUGCUGGGGAUGGUUGUGGAUGUGGAGAAUCUCUUCAUGUCUGUGCACAAGGAGGAAGACACAGACACCAAACAGGUCUACUUCUACCUCUUCAAGCUGUUGAGGAAAUGCAUCUUGCAGAUGAGCCAGCCCCUGGUAGAAGGGUCAUUGGGAAGCCCCCCAUUUGAGAAGCCCAACAUAGAGCAGGGAGUGUUGAACUUUGUUCAGUACAAGUUCAGCCACCUGGCACCAAAAGAGAGGCAGACCAUGUUUGAGCUCUCCAAGAUGUUUCUCCUGUGCCUCAACUACUGGAAGCUGGAGACGCCCACACAGUUCCGCCAGCGCUCCCAGAAGGAUGACGGCACUGCCUAUAAAGUGGAUUACACCAGGUGGCUGUGUUACUGCCAUGUCCCCCAGAGUAAUGACAGCCUGCCACGGUAUGAGACCACCCAGGUGUUCGGCCGCAGUCUCCUCAAGUCCAUCUUCACGGUGACACGGCGUCAGCUCCUGGAGAAGUUCAGAGUGGAGAAGGACAAGCUCCUGCCCGAGAAACGCACUCUGAUCCUCACGCAUUUCCCCAAAUUCCUGUCCAUGCUGGAGGAGGAAAUUUAUGGAGAGAAUUCUCCCAUAUGGGAGGCAGACUUUACCAUGCCUGCCUCAGACGGAACACAGCUGGGCCACCAGACAGUGAUCAGCCCAGCUGCAGUGUCUGGCUCGCCCUCCUUUACCAAGGGGAUGAGCAGUGGAUCCUCGCUGGGCAGUUUAGGGCUGGAGGCAGGGGCUGCAGAGCCCCCCACAGGGGAGAAGAGGAAGUUGCCGGAAGCUCUGACCUUGGAGGACGCCAAACGUAUCCGGGUCAUGGGCGACAUCCCCAUGGAGCUGGUGAAUGAGGUCAUGAUGACCAUCACUGAUCCAGCUGCCAUGUUAGGGCCAGAGACAAACCUACUGACUCCUAACGCUGCCCGGGAUGAGACUGCCAGGCUGGAGGAGAGGCGGGGCAUCAUUGAGUUCCAUGUCAUUGGGAACUCACUUUCCCAGAAGUCCAACAAAAAGAUCCUGAUGUGGCUGGUGGGCCUCCAAAAUGUGUUCUCCCACCAGCUACCCCGGAUGCCUAAAGAGUACAUCACACGGCUAGUGUUUGACCCGAAGCACAAGACCCUGGCUCUCAUUAAAGAUGGCCGUGUGAUAGGGGGCAUCUGUUUCAGGAUGUUUCCCACCCAGGGCUUCACGGAAAUAGUCUUCUGUGCUGUCACAUCCAAUGAGCAAGUCAAGGGCUAUGGAACACAUCUGAUGAACCACCUGAAGGAGUACCACAUCAAACACAGCAUUCUCUACUUCCUUACAUAUGCCGACGAGUACGCCAUUGGCUACUUCAAGAAGCAGGGUUUUUCCAAAGACAUAAAAGUGCCCAAGACUCGUUACCUUGGUUACAUCAAGGACUACGAGGGGGCCACUCUCAUGGAGUGUGAACUCAACCCCAGGAUCCCAUACACGGAGCUGUCCCACAUCAUCAAGAGACAGAAAGAGAUCAUUAAGAAGCUCAUAGAGAGGAAGCAGAGUCAGAUCAGGAAGGUGUACCCCGGCCUCACCUGCUUCAAGGAGGGGGUCCGGCAGAUCCCCGUAGAGAGCAUUCCAGGCAUACGAGAGACAGGAUGGAAGCCUAGUGGAAAGGAGAAAGGGAAGGAGCUGAAGGAUCCUGACCUGCUGUAUAACAUGCUGAAGAACCUCCUCGCCCAGAUCAAGACUCAUCCAGACUCCUGGCCCUUUAUGGAACCAGUGAAGAAGUCCGAGGCUCCAGACUACUACGAGAUCAUUCGCUUCCCCAUCGAUCUGAAGACCAUGACGGAGAGGCUGAAGAACAGAUACUACGUGACCAAGAAACUCUUCAUCGCAGACCUGCAGCGCAUCAUCACCAACUGCCGCGAGUACAACCCCCCCGACAGCGAGUACUGCAAGUGUGCCAACACCCUGGAGAAGUUCUUCUACUUCAAGCUUAAAGACGGAGGCUUGAUUGAGAAGUGAUUCCGGGGGGUUGGGGGUGGGGACUGUCGCGCGCAGCUCUGUGGAGGAGCAGUAGGCACGUGUGUCUCGCUCUCUCGCCCACUCGCUGUCUGGCUCGCUCGCUCUCUUACACACAUUCAGAGCAGACGCACGGGAGCAUCACUAGCCAUCCUGAACUUUAAUCUCAUGGAGGUAUUGAGUGUGUGUGUGUGUGUGGGGGGGGGGGGGGAUGAUGAUGUAUGUUAUCGAUGAUUGAAGGGAUAAUGUGGUUUAGGAAAUGGCGUUCCAGAAGAAAAAUGGUGUUUGCCAGUAAGUGUCAAAAUGUUUUUGUGCACCCUCUCCGUUCUGUGUCCCUUUCCUCUUCACUCCCACCCUGUGUGGUUUAGAAUCCCAGCUCAGUCUGACGAGCUCAGUUUACGUAAGUCAAUCAAGGACUAAGACUGAAUGCAUAUUGCAAUUGAUGUACCAAAAUUACUGGUUCCAUUGUAGCAUAAAUCAUCACAAUCAUCAAUCACUCUUCAUAUGAGUUACCCUCAAGUUGCAGGGCAGCCCGUCCCCAGGGCUGUCCCCCCCCCCCCCCCCCCCCAUCAGAGUUAGUAGAGGGUCCUGGCGUUACUUCAGAACGACUGACGAGGUGACCAUGGUUCCUUAAUGCACAGACAGAUGAGUGCUUUAUUUAGGUAAUAAUUGUUACUUUCACAGGAUACUGGAUCUAAGGACCUAAGCCGCUGUUGCCUUCCGUUACUGACAUACACUUGAAAAGAGGCCAAUGUACUUUGAAGGUAUUACUGCAAAGACCCCAAGAGCAAGGCGACGGUCAGGUCCUGC
Messenger RNA from Hypomesus transpacificus, 3308 nucleotides. RefSeq names its product K(lysine) acetyltransferase 2A (gene kat2a). Gene Ontology annotation, molecular function: protein binding; histone H3 acetyltransferase activity. Gene Ontology annotation, cellular component: nucleus; histone acetyltransferase complex. The transcript has 18 exons. The record is from RefSeq and is a predicted model, not a curated record. NCBI's taxonomy places the organism in Eukaryota, Metazoa, Chordata, Actinopteri, Osmeriformes, Osmeridae. Gene Ontology annotation, biological process: chromatin remodeling; positive regulation of transcription by RNA polymerase II. Bases 108 to 2501 code for a protein of 797 amino acids.